This is a messenger RNA of Cyprinodon variegatus (sheepshead minnow), 10802 nucleotides long. RefSeq names its product protocadherin Fat 4-like. Gene Ontology annotation, molecular function: calcium ion binding; cadherin binding. Gene Ontology annotation, cellular component: adherens junction; plasma membrane; catenin complex. Gene Ontology annotation, biological process: homophilic cell-cell adhesion; cell morphogenesis; adherens junction organization. Lineage: Eukaryota; Metazoa; Chordata; Actinopteri; Cyprinodontiformes; Cyprinodontidae. The transcript is spliced from 16 exons. The coding region runs from base 451 to 9564 and encodes 3037 amino acids. The record is from RefSeq and is a predicted model, not a curated record.
GUACAAACCCAGUGAACUAGAUGCGACUUUUCACUCUGCACAAAGAACCUCAAUUCUGCAACAAAACCGCAAGGAGAAAAUUCAAAACUGCUGGAAUCAAACACAGGGUAGGACAAAUAUUUUAUUUAGACUUCUGCAUAUUUAAGGGAUUUUAAGAACAGAUUGAAAUGUAUAUAUUUUGAUAAUGUGGCGAUUUGCUUUCUUCCUGUGCUUUGGCCUUGGCAGUUGCAUGAUUUCAGCCCAGUCAGGAUUUUUUACGAGAGAGAUCAAGUAAUCACUUCGGACACCUAGUUUUCUAUUUGUUGGGCUGUUUGGAGUCAGUACCUUACCUGUUCAUGCUGCACAUUUUUUUUUACUUUUUGCACAGGAUCCUACUUCUAGAGUUUACUUUGUCAUCAGGUCAAAUAAAUGGGUACCUGGGAGAUAAACCUUUAAUGGAAACUACGACGUAUGAGCAAAAUCAUGAUUUUGUCAUUGCUUUUUUGGGGUUUUAAUAUGGUGGUCUGCCAUGAGCCUUUUUUGGUAAAUUCAGAGAAUCUGAGAAGUGGGAGAGAAUUUUCUGAUGUUAAGCAGCAUAAGCUUCCUUCCUGGUAUAAUACAUCUGUCGAUGCAGAGCUGAAACAUGGGGCCAUCGGCUCGUUGGCUCAUAGCAGAUGGCAAGCACAGAUGGCUUUCUCCAAAACUGUUUAUUCAUUUCAAUUAAAGGAGGACACUAUGCCAGGAACUGUUGUGGGAAAGCUGGAAGCGAAGAUGGAGUUUCCCACACCUAUCACAUACUCGGUUCAGGAGGACGAUGGGGAGAACAUGUUCCUUCUAAACCCCAUCUCUGGGGAAUUCCUUUUAUCCCGUAACCUGGACUUUGAAACACAAAGGUUUUACAUUCUCACAGUGGAGGGGCAGCAGGGGGACUUACAAGCAUCCAGUGCCAGAGUCUACUUUAAUGUGCUCGAUGUCAAUGACAACCCUCCUGUUUUCAGUCGGAGCAACUACUUUGCAUCACUACUGGAGGACACACGUGUCAGAACUUGCUUCCUGUCUCUGAAUGUGUCAGACAAAGAUGAUGGUGAAAAUGGACAAGUGGAACUGAUGGUUGCCAGCGGUGAUGAGCUGGGCAUGUUCUUCAUACACUCAGCUGGUAUUUUAUGCCUGAACAAAGAGCUGGACAGAGAGAGUCAAGCUUCCUUUAAUCUGACUGUCACAGUCAAUGAUUGUGCCCUGCCAGUGACUUCACAGCUCACCAGCACAGCACAUAUAGUUGUGAUAGUGGAGGAUAUCAACGACAAUGCUCCAUUAUUUCUGUCUGCCAAACAUGUUAGUAUACCAGAGGACUCUGCAUUGCAUUCCGUUAUUAUGACUGUACAUGCUGAAGAUAAAGACGCAGGAUCCAAUGCAGAGAUUUUGUAUUUUUUAAGCAACACUUCUAGAGGGACAUUCAGUAUUGAUGACAGAAGUGGAGAGACUUUCCUGGAGGAGAUACUUGACAGAGAAAAGAUGGACACUUUGAAUAUUACCGUGAUAGCUACUGAUAUGGGUUCACCUCAAAUGACCAGCACAAUGACUUUCAUGGUCCAUGUCGAGGAUGUAAAUGACAAUGAACCUGUGUUUUCACAAAGCAACUACAGUCUGCUCAUCAAAGAAGAUGUUCGAAGAGGGACAAUUCUCAUUCACGUUAAAGCAUGGGAUCAAGAUAUUGGUUUAAAUGGACUAGUGCGAUACAUGUUGACCCCGGUUGGUCCUUUUGUGGUUGACAGAGUUCGAGGUGUGCUGUACAUCAUGGAUAAACUUGACAGAGAAAAAAAUUCAAAUUACACCUUAAUUUUAACUGCUGUCGAUCAAGGGGAUGUACCUAGAUCUGCUACCACUGUUGUUAGCAUCACAGUGCUGGAUGUUAAUGACGUGACGCCGCUGUUUUCUCCAGAAACCCUGAUCAUUCAUGUGAAGGAGAAUGAAAUCAAUCCAUCUGAGCUUACAUACCAGGUUUCAGCCUUGGAUCAAGACCUUGGGAUCAACAGUCAGCUUCAUUAUUUUAUACACAAAGAUAAGAGUGAUGGUCUGUUCUCUGUCACUCCUGAUGGUGCGUUUAAGAUUUUACACAGCUUGGACAGGGAAAAAGAAUCAUUUUAUGUUGUCAUCAUCACAGCAGCUGAUUCAGGUUUGCCCCCCUUAACCGGCACACUGACAAUCCAUGUCCUUGUGGAUGAUGUCAAUGAUAACCCUCCUGAGUUUUCAGAGGAUCUCUACAACACUAUAGUAUCUGAGGACAGUCCAAUAGGCACAGUGUUUGCAAUGAUAUCAGCAUUUGAUGCUGACGAGGGCGUGAGCGGUGAAGUCAGGUAUUCAAUGGAAAACACGGAUGCACCUUUUGCUAUUGAGGAAGCAUCUGGAGAACUGUUUUCAACUGAUUUUCUAGACAGGGAGACUGUAGCCUUCUACACACUGACAGUGAUUGGAACCGACAUGCAUCCCACACAACCUCUUUCAAGCUCUGCACUUGUUACUGUCCUGGUUGGUGAUAUUAAUGACAACUGGCCUCAGUUUCUGGAUAGUCCCUUCGUAGCUUAUGUACCCACAGAGUUUCUUCCAGGCUCAGUUGUUUGUGCAGUGAAAGCUAUUGAUGGAGACACUGACAUGAAUGCGCAGCUGCAUUAUUCAUUAUAUGGACAAACUUCAGACCUGUUUUCCAUUGAUCCAAACAGUGGCACAGUAUUCACUUCUAAUUCACUGAAGACAGAGGAUAUUAUUAUCAAUGUGCAUGUAGAAGAUGGGGGUGAAAAUCCCAAAUUUGACACCACUACUAUCAGUAUCAGGUUUCAGAACAUUUCUGAUUUCCCAGAGAUGACUGUGGAUGUUUUGAGUUAUUCUCUCUUUGAGGACCAACCAGUGGGAACAGUAGUGGCUGUUAUUUCUGCAGCAAGCAUCAGAGCUGAACCCAUUUCUUUUUAUCUUGCUUCUGGAAACUUUGAAGACAUGUUUCAUGUAGACCAAUUAGGUGGAGCGUUGACAGUUCACAACUCACUGGAUUAUGAAAGCAAAAGGGAAUUUUCUCUACUGAUAGAAGCCAGAGACUCUGGCUGGCCUCCAUUUUCAUCAUUUUUAGAAAUUCAAAUAAAUAUAACUGAUGUAAACGAUAACCCCCCCCAGUUUACCCAAGCUGAAUACAGGUGUGAGAUUUAUGAGAAUUCCCCACCAUCUAUAGUUUGUGAUGUUCUUGCAAUCGAUGCAGAUUCGCCCACUUACAGCACAGUAUGGUACAAAAUAACAGAAGGAAAUAUUGAUGAGUCUUUUAUGCUUGACCCUGAAAAUGGUUUGGUUAGCACCACCAUAAGUUUAGAUAGAGAAAGUAUUCCUUUUUUUAAUUUAACAGUUGAGGCGGCAGAGCCUGGUAACCCUCUUCAUACAGAUCAUGCAACAGUCAUCAUUGCUGUUUUGGACAGGAAUGACAAUGCACCUAGUUUGUCUCAAAUGUAUCUUGCAGAGGUUUCUGAAGAUGCUCCUAUAGGUUACACAGUUCUGCAAAUCACCUCAACUGAUGAUGACACUGAUUCUAAUGCAGAAAUUAGUUACCAUAUAUCUGACCAUAAUCAGGAUCUCCCUUUUGAUAUUGAGUCCAGCACUGGAUGCAUCACCGUUAAAAGGUCUCUGGACAGGGAGAAGCAAGAUCAGUAUGUAUUAAAAGUAAAUGCCAAUGAUUCAGCAUGGAGUGUUAGCACUGAUGCAACUAUCUUUGUUUUAGAUUUCAAUGAUAUGAGACCAGUUUUUUCUAAAGAUUUGUACUCAGUUGUCAUCCCCGAAACCAAACACCCAGAGGUUUUUGUUUUGCAGGUCUCUGCAACAGAUGCAGACAUUGGACUAAAUAGUGAGGUUAUCUAUAUAAUUGAACCCUCAAAUGAUUUCUUUGGGGUAAAUACUUCUUCUGGGGAGGUCUUUUCAAAGCAGGCUCUCAUUUUAAACAAUUCAACUUUUGAAAUCUAUACCUUCACAGUUGCUGCCUUUGAUUGUGGCAGCAUCCCUCUGCACAGCAAUACCAGUGUCACAGUGAGAUUAGAACCAUUUAACCACCACCCUCCAAUGUUUUUGCCUUUACCAGCCUUUAUUGCCAUUCCAUAUAAUCUACUGGUAGGAUCUGAAGUAGUAAAACUCACUGCAACAGAUCCAGAUGUCAAUAGCAGUGAUUUUAUUGAGUAUAAUGUCAGUGGAGGUAAUGCAUCUGAUCUCUUUGGGAUUCAAACCAACAGUGGAAAGGUAUUCCUAAAUCAUAAUCUAGCAGAAAGGGAAAAUCAGUCACUUACUUUAUUAGUUGAAGCCAUAGAUAAAGGUUUUCCUCCAUUAACUUCUCAAACUAAAAUCAGCAUUAAGAUAAUUGGGACUAAUCAGUUUUCUCCAACGUUUGGUGAAUCAGAUGUCACAAUCUCUGUCCCAGAAGACUUGCCUGUUGGAUCAGUGGCUGGGAAAGUUCAAGCUGAAGAUUGGGAUUAUGGUCCUAAUGGUGAAAUUACAUACUGCAUAAGUGCUGAAAAUCAACAUUUUCCAGUCUCUGUAGGAAAAUUCUCUGGGCUACUAACACUUACCACAGAGCUUGACUAUGAAAAAGAAAGCAGUUAUUAUCUGCGUAUAAAAGCAACAGAUGGUGGAUGGAUAUCUAAAUAUGCCUGGUUGAAUGUUACUGUGAUAGUUAUGGAUGUAAAUGACAAUCCUCCGGUCUUUUUGUUGUCUGAGUAUUUCACAGCAGUGACGGAAAAUUCAAAAAUUGGAACAAGUAUUCUAGAUGUGAAGGCCACUGAUAUGGACUCAGGGAUAAAUGCACAAAUAUCCUACUCUCUGAUUGCUGGUAGUUUGGAUAAAUUUGCACUUGAUCCAAGAAAUGGGAUUAUUUCUACUUUGGUUGUCUUUGAUUAUGAACAUAAACACAUAUUUGAUAUUACAGUGAAAGCUUCAAACACUGCUAAACACACCUUGUUCAGUCUGGCUCAUGUCAUCAUUCACGUCUUGGAUGUUAAUGAAUUUAGCCCAACCUUCAUUCAAGAAAGUUUUAGCUUUUCAGUAUUCAAAAAUGUUCCAGUUGGAACAUCAAUAGGAAAAGUAGCAGCCACUGAUAAUGACAGUGGUCCUCAAGGUGAGGUGUUUUAUCUAAUGUUUGGCUAUGGCAAGCAUUUAGGCUUUGAUGUUGUUCAACUUACUGGAGAUAUAUAUACAAGUGGUAGUUUGAGAAACCAAGGCAACAGCAACAUAACUUUAAAGGUCUUGGCAAAGAACUCUGGCGUUAUAAAUGGCACAAACAUAGCUGAGACAUUGGUCAACAUUAAUGUAAUCGAUACAAAUUAUGCACCAAUUUUUAGCUCCACGUGCUAUGAGGCAAAUGUUAAGGAAGACAGCCCAAUUGGGACAUUUGUAUUAAAUGUAAGUGCUUAUGACCAUGACUCCGUACUCCACUGGAAUCGAUUCUUCUUUACGAUAGUAGAUGGAAACACAAACUCCUCUUUCUCCAUUGAUCCACUUAGUGGUAUUGUCUUAGUAAACUCUCCUCUUGAUCGGGAACUGUGGCCUACUUAUAAUCUCACUGUUACGGCCACUGAUAAUGGUUCUCCACCAGCCACCGGGACAACAAAUGUGAUUGUGACUAUAGUUGAUAUUAAUGACAAUGCCCCCAAACUCAUGACAACUAAUUUUCAAGUAAAGGAAAAUCAACCUGAAGGAACCAUUGUUGCCAAAUUACACGCCUUUGAUUUUGAUUUACCACCAAAUCAAGGUCCUUUUAUCUUUUGGUUAUUAAAUUUGUCAGCAGAAAGUGCUUUUUUUCUUACUCAGGAUGGAGUUUUACUUACCUCACGUGUUCUUGACCGGGAACAUAUCACUGACUAUCGAUUGCAGGUGGUGGUAAAAGAUACAGGGUUUCCGAUCCCACUGUCUUCAACAACAACGCUUCACGUUAUGGUAGAGGAUGAAAAUGAUAACGCCCCAUUACCACGAAACAUCUUUAUUGAGGUUAAAUAUUUUGGCAGUUUUUUUAAUGGAGGCAUGAUUGGUAACGUGCAUCCUGAGGAUCAUGAUGAGUCUGAUAGAUUCCUGUGUGUCAUUAAAAAUGGCCCAAUGAACAUGUUUAAGAUACCCAACGGCACAUGUGAGCUAUGGUCGUCCCCUUUUCAGGGAGAGGCCACAUUCAAUGUCACGGUGGAGGCAACCGAUCAGGUUCACUUUCCAGUAAAUAACAGUAUCUAUGUAAACUACAAAGGUUUUACAAAUGCAUCUGUAGACAGUUGCAUAUUAUUCUACAUAUUCUCACCCUCAAUGGAAAACUUCUUAACUAAUAGUUAUUUAAAGUUUGUGAAAGCCCUGGACAGCCUCUUCAACCUUCAGGCUUCAAAGACUCAUGUAUUUGGAAUCAAGCAUAUUGGCAUGGACAUACUACUACUUGCUGCUGUGAAAAACUACAAUGGGCAAUAUCUGAACAAUAAGGUAGCAAGUAGUAUAUCUGCUGGACAUAAGAGGUUACUGGAGUCCCAAAGCAAUGUGACAAUUUCUCACAUUACCAGUGAUCCAUGCCUUAUGAGCCCUUGCCAGAAUGGUGCCACAUGCAACAAAAACAUUCACAUCAGCCAGGUUGUUGCUGUCCUAGAAAGCCUGGCUGUCAUUUUUGUGUCACCACAGAAAGAGAUUUUUAAUUGUACCUGUUCCAUUGGAUUCAGCGGUUCACUGUGUGAAGAUGACAUUGAUGAAUGUGAGCUGAAUCCCUGUGAAAAUAACAGCACAUGCGAAAACACCUUUGGAAGUUUUCACUGUUACUGUCAGAGUGGCUUCUCUGGCUCUCUCUGCUCAGCUGAUGUGGAUGAGUGCCUUAAGGUGAAGUGUCAAAAUGGUGGGACGUGUAUUCAGUCGCAGGAGAGAUACUACUGUCAGUGUGUGGCUGGAUUUGAAGGAGAACGAUGUGAAUGGCUCAAAGAUCAUUGCAGAUCUACACCAUGUUUUCAGGGCCAGUGCAUUAACCUACAAACAGGGUUCCUCUGCAACUGCCCCUUUGGAGUCAGUGGUAUCCACUGUGAAGAGCUAAGUUACGGAUUUGAAGAAAUGUCCUUCAUAGAGUUUCCCCCACUGGAUAGCAGGGCUAAUUUAAUUUAUUUUGAGUUUGCAACAGUGCAAAAAGACUCCCUACUCUUGUAUAAUUCUGGAACAUCAACCAGCAGAGAAUUCUUGGCAUUGGAGAUACUUGGUGGUACAAUACAACUCUCUUAUGACCUGGGCUCGGGACCUGUAAGGUUGCAGACAUUUAAACAAGUUGCAGAUGGGCUUUUUCACAGUGUUACUGUAAGGAGGAUUGGCAAUAUGGGAUCUUUGAUUGUGGACAACUGUACAGAUGUUGAGAACAAUGGAUUUUGUUUUUCAGAAGAUGAUGGCAUCAUCUCAGAAAGGACUCUGGAUGUUGGCAUUACCAACUUGACAUUUGGUGGAAUGAGGAGUCUGGAAUUGAUUUUACAACAUCCAAAUCAGAUAAAAACACAUGAUUUUGUUGGAUGCAUUAGAAAUAUUUACAUCAAUGGCAUCCUGCUGAGACCUUCUUUUGGUCUUGCAACAUAUAAUGUCUUUAACAGGUGUCUUCGGACAGUAACUUCAGAAUGCAAUGGCGCCCCAUGCAAGAAUGGAGGAAUAUGCCAUGACCUUUGGUCGGACUAUGUUUGUGAGUGCAAAGCUGCCUUUAGAGGAAGAAACUGUGAUACAGAAAUAUCCGAAGAGCUUGUAAUGAGCUUCAAGGGGAGUGAAUACAUUGAGUAUGUCAUCAAAGAAAGAUUCAAGAGAGAUCUUCUGCUCAAAGACUUAAUGGAUAAUACUAAACAAGAAAACAAAACAGACCAAACUCUGAUCACGAUAAAGUUCAAAACAAAAGAGGGAGGAACCUUACUCUUUAUUCCUGGGAAGACAGGAAACAUUAUGCUGAUGGUAAAAGACAGAAAACCUGUGUACACUUCCAUAGACACAACCUUAGGACAUAAGGCAGAGUUAACAGUUGACUUUUUAGUUGCUGAUGGGCUCUGGCACAGUCUGUCCUUACUGAGCAGAGGGAGUAACAAUUCUUUGUUUGUGGAUGACAAAAUGGUCUUAAACGUCACAGAAAGAGACAUGGACUUAAAACUUGUUCAUUUGGAAAAGAUUUUUCUCGGUGCAGUGCCACAAAGACAAACCAAGCUCCAAAAUCCAGGAUUUAAUGGAUGUGUGGAGCACAUAAGGAUCAAUGGUCACACUCUUCCUAUUAUUGGACAAAGUUUAAUGGUGGAUGUCUUGCCUAGUUCAACUCUCCCCCAGUCCAGCUGCAUUUCUCCAGGUGUCUGUCUCUUCUCCCCUUGCUAUGAACAAAAUACCUUUAGAACCUGUGUUUCAAACUGUCAGAACCGGAGGAUUUGUAGACCUGCAAUGCUGAACAGUUCGUGCAUCUGUUUGCAGAAUGUCUCUCAUAAUUUUUGUGAUAUCUGCCUUUCCACUGUAAAUGAAGAGUGCUCAAAUAUACAGCACAAAAGGCCUUUAUGGGUAAUAGCUGUGGUUCUCCCUCUGAUCACCAUUCUGGUGGUUGUAUGUAUAUCUGUGGGUCUGUAUAGACUAAGACAACAUGAUUCAAACUGUUACAAUGAGAACUUCCUAUGCAAAAGUGGGCAAAAAACUGAAAAUAUAAAUUUUUGCUUUGAUUCCAUCCAAUUGCCAAAGGCUGCUCUUUCUACUGUGAAAGUUGGACCUAAUGAUCAACUGAGUGCAUUUCAGCGAAGGUCAGAUGAAAAGAUUGAUAAUGACGCUUUUCUUUCAUGUCCACAACUGAGGCUUCCAAGUGAGCUGGAGUAUUUCGAGAUUGGCAGCAUUUGCAGUGCAAUUAAUUCUGACAACAACUCACUACAACUCAGCUGGGACAAACAUUUAUGCAGUAAAAAAUGUCUUGAAAAUGAUUCAAACCAGUGGGGAGAUUUGAGGGUGCUAUUACAUAAGUUAAAAAACGACAACAGGGGUAAACAAAAAUGCCCCCCAGAGUCUCAAAAUGUUGCCCCACUACACAAAGGAUCAAUUUGGAAGCUUGAUACUGAGCAACAGCAGGAAAAAAUACCCUGUUACACAAAAGAAUUCCCUCAGCAAGAGCUCCUUGAGCCAACACAACCACUCACUUCUGAAGAAAUUAUCAAACUGAAUGCUCAACUUGAGUCUAGACCCAUAGAGCCCACUACGGUAAUGGAGACCUUAUCUGAAUGUGAAACAGACAGCACAUUUACUUUCUUGGAGUCUGAGGAUAGUCAGUUUUCUAUAAAUUCUAGCAAGAAAUACUAUAGACAGGAGCAGGCCUUACCAUCUGAGUGCAACAUAAGGCAGAAUGGUAGUUUUCCAGGUACCUUAUUCUUUGAAAUAACAUCCACCUCCACUUUAGGUCAGGACCAUUCCAAGAGUGAUCCCUUUUCUAUGUUUGAACAGUGGGUCACAAAUAUAAAUGUGCCAGUGUCUUUUGACAGCUAUGCUGCAGUGUUUGAAGAUAUUGCAGGUAUACCAUUGCAGGUGAGUUGUCAUUGUGAUAUGCAAAGUGAUGAUGAGGAAAUUAUUUGAGGAAUUAUUUUGACAUGGGAUAGUUUAGUGUGCACAGUUGAUAGAUAAUAUCUGAAACACUACUUGCACAAACAGUUCUAUAAUAUGUUUAGAUCUGUAGGUCUACGAGUCUUUCUGGACUCUGGUAAAUGAGGUCUUGGCAGGAAUAAUUCAGAUUUAAAACAAAGUUAUGUUUUGCUUGAAUUUUUAUUUUUAUUUUUUUUUCUUACAAAAAAUUAAGAUACUUAGAAGACACUGUUAAACUGUUAUUCAUCACCUUGGGAAAAUAAGAGAAGAUAAAUUAAAAUUAAAAAUGUGCUUGUAAAACAUAUAAAUCAUCCUUAGAAGAAAUAUAUGUACUCAGAUAUGCAGUAUGCAUUUUUAAAACAAAGUGUAGCUUUGGCCAGGAAGGUGUAUAAACUGGGCUGCUGGUCUAUUUGAUUGUCUUGUUUUGUUCUAACCAAAAAUAUCAAAAAAUGCCAAUACAUAUAAAACAGUGCAUCCUAGAUCCUGAUAAUUGCAAAAAAGGGUACGUAACCACAUCCUCUCAAAUUGGAUGCUGUUUAGAUGUGAUUCAUUAAAGUAAAUCUUUCACAAUUAGCAUUGCAUGCUUGAAAUGUAGCACAAAUAUUUGCAACCUGUGAGAUCUUCUUUAGCUCCUCACAUCUAAGUCUAUGACCCCGAUUUACUUUUUUGCUUUAUAAUGUACUUGAAUUUAGCAGGAAAAAAAAAAGUCACACUGAGCAUCACGGUGUGCAGUGAACAGGCAUUCAAAUGUGUUCAUGUUCGACAACAAGGUUGUUACAAACCAAUGAGUUUCAUUGUUCUGUAAGCCUAGAUUGGUAAAAAAAUUCUUCUUCUUGUUGGAUUAUUUAUUUGUGCACUUGUAUUUACGUAUUAUUCAUUAUUAUAAAACUGAUUUCAUAGUGAUUUUUUUAAACUGGCAUCGAAGAGUAGCUGGAUCAUCAGCUAAAACAGCUAAAUUUUGUUUAUUCAAUAAAGCUGGCAUGCACAUCUAACGUCCAGCAGACUGAGAGGGUAGAGCGCAAACAAAAUAAAAUAAAGAUGAAUGUAUAUCCUGCUCCUUUUUAAAUUAUUAUUACAUUGAAUUUGUUUUCGCAAGCAAAAGGUUUGCCGUUUCCACACAUAAUGUAACAAAAUCUGUGCGCGGGGGUGGACUCUUCGGUUCAUGUACACUGGACCCAUUUGUUUCUUCUUUUUUUUUUUAAUCGUUGAUUUUAAGUUGUGAAACUAAUGAU